AUGCUUCUUCUCCUGGAAGCGGACUUCCACUCGAGCAAGCCGGCCAAGGCUGACAACUCCAGUUGCUGCAUGGCUCCACUAGAUAAUGCAGUCUUCCAGUUACCACUAGCAGACCCCGUAUCUGCAGCACACACUUCCAUUUUUCUCUCUACUAUUUCAUCGUCACAGGUUUUGCCAUCACCACAUCCCAUCCAGACCAAUGGGGAUACAAAUGGAAGACACGGUUCAGAUGAUGAUUUUGUGACAACCCUACCUGGUGUUGAAUUAGACCUUUCGAAGUCUCCUGAUGAAAAGAUACUAUUUGAUGUUGAAGAAAGUCUUACUAUAACAAUUGCUCCUAAUCAGGUAAAGCCGGUAGAUCCUCCAUCAGGAAAGCAGACCAAAACGUAUAUCUGGAACCUUUUCUCUUGGUUAAGGGGAUUUUUGCCUUGGAAUCUCGUUCCUAGAGACAAUCAGCUUGAUGAAAUCAUUUUUCUAAAUGACUUCAAACACAACCUAGACAACUUCCUACAACAAACCGGAGACAUAGAAAGCGAUAUUCAUUUACAAAACCUUUCGAGUAACUCGCUUGCUCCCCACAAUAUUCCAGACUAUGUGCUUCAACAUGCUCCCUUGGUUCACCUUUUCUCUGACGAGAAUUUCUGGCCUUGUGAUAUUGGAAAACAUCUUCACUACGUUACACCAUACUUGAACUACACUCCUCUCAAGGCUACAUGGGAACAUCCACUUCUGGACGACCUCGACAAAUUAAAUAAUUGGCAGAGUGGCCGCCACGUUUUCCUGACGAGUAACGACAACGUAGAACGUCGACCAGAAUGGCUAACGGGCCGGGAAAACAUCCCGGCGCCCCCUAAUAAGGAGCAAAGUUCAACAGAAGGACAAGGACCUAGUUAUAAAGGCCACGCAAAAAAACAAGGUGGCAAAAGUAAAGCCCCCGCUGUGCUCAUAGUAGUCGACAAAGGGGACGGUAUCGUCGAUGCCUUCUGGUUCUACUUCUAUAGCUACAACCUUGGCAAUAUGGUAUUUAACGUUCGCUUCGGGAACCACGUAGGUGACUGGGAGCAUUCCCUUGUUCGGUUUUAUAAUGGGGUUCCUACGUUCGUCUUUCUUAGUGAACAUUCUGGUGGAAAGGCAUACACAUAUGAUGCCAUGGAGAAAUCUGGAAAACGGCCCGUACUCUACUCCGCAACCGGAACCCACGCCAUGUAUGCCCUGCCGGGCAUACAUUCAUACAUUCUCCCUUGGGGCCUGCUUCAUGACCAAACAGACACUGGACCCCUCUGGGACCCGGCACUCAACCUCUACGCCUAUACCUACGCUGUCCAUAACGACAGCCUCUACCCCUCUCAAUUGACGCCUGACGCACCUGUUGAAUGGUUCGAUUUCCGCGGCCACUGGGGGGACAAAAUCUAUCCUUUAAGCGAUCGCCGCCAGUACAGUUUUGCCGGGCAGUACCAUUAUGUGAGCGGGCCAUUGGGCCCAAGGUUCAAGAAUUUGGGGAGGAAGAAGGUAUGCCAGGGGCCCGACGAGGAAGUUUGUGUUAUCCGAAAUGAGAUUGGGGUCAUGGAGCCACGAGAUAUGUUCAAGGGUUGGGACUGGGCAGAAACCGGACUAGGGGAGGAUGAUGAUGUGGAUCAGGCUUGA
This is a messenger RNA of Ophidiomyces ophidiicola, 1644 nucleotides long. It is a transcript of the gene VPS62, whose product is annotated as Vacuolar protein sorting-associated protein 62. The coding region runs from base 1 to 1644 and encodes 547 amino acids. The transcript is spliced from 3 exons. Lineage: Eukaryota; Fungi; Ascomycota; Eurotiomycetes; Onygenales; Onygenaceae. The record is from RefSeq and is a predicted model, not a curated record.